Molecule: messenger RNA, 4779 nt
Organism: Nylanderia fulva
Lineage: Eukaryota; Metazoa; Arthropoda; Insecta; Hymenoptera; Formicidae
Cellular component (GO): extracellular region
Molecular function (GO): chitin binding
Source: RefSeq, a predicted model, not a curated record
GUGGUCGGAGCACAACGCUCCUGCUGGUGGCUUUUCCACUUCCAUCGCGCAGUCUUCUGGCCGGACCGGACGCCGCGAUCUCGCCCCGCACCCGCACGAAAAAUCGUCUCGUCUUGUCUUGUCUUGUUUAAUCUUCACGGUCCCGCCGAAGAAAAAAAAAAAGAUACCGAACGACGAAGAUUUUCCCGGGACGUCAGUUUCGCUCGAAAACGGAAAGUGCUCGUAUCUGUUAGCUCCUGUUCUCGUAAUACGCGUAGAGUAUAUACACCUGUGAAUUUGCAUUUCAAAGUGCCAGUCGAUGUGAGGACGGUGGUUUCAUGAGGAAUUAGCGAAGAACUAGCGGAGCCGAGAGAGACAGUGCCAACAUGCGGGAGAAACGAUGGCUGCUGCUGCUCGCUCUGUACGGAAUAUUACUGGCUCAUGUGGUCUCCGCAGCACUCAAGACCAGACCGAAAUUCAAAAUUGCGACAACCUCCACGACGACCACCACUACCACAACCGAGGAACCUGACGUGGAGGAAAAUGAAAACGCAAAUUCGGAAACGACAACAGCUGCAAUCGAAACAAACGGAACGACCGGGCACACUUUAACAGGAAUUCCGCAAAUCGAUUACAUAUGGGAUCCGAAUCUACCGCGCGAGUUAAAUGGAUAUAAUCUCAGUGAUUAUCCAUUCUAUAAUAGCAUACCCGAGGAUAUUGACUUCAAAUGCGACGGCCUGCACGAUGGAUUCUACGCCAGCGUGCCGCACAAGUGCCAGGUCUAUCAUCACUGUCUCUUCGGCACUCGCUACGACUUCCUGUGUGCCAACUUCACGGCGUUCGAUCAGAAGACCUUCAUUUGCCACUUCGUGUCUGAGGUCGAUUGCGCCAACUCCAAGAAGUAUUGGCACAGAAACGAUGCUCUUUAUCAAGCUACUACGACUACUACCACUAGUACGACUACUGUGACGCCAAUUACCGCGUCGACUAGUCGACCGGUCGUACGUGACCGAGUUCCACCUAGAAGGAGACCACCGGCGAGAAGAAGACCCUAUGAUUAUUACGAGGAAGACUAUUACGACGACGAGUACAGCCGUCCGUUGCGAGACUUCGCCGAUCGAGACGAGUACGAUUACGAGGAUCGGAAGUACAGGCGUGACAGGGAUCGCGAGUUUAGAGACCGGGAACGCGAUCGCGACUUCCGAGAAAGGGAUUCGCUACCACGCGGCAGAGACGAUAGGGAUCGAGACGCCCUUAGGGACAGAUACUCGGGUAGAGGCAACAGAAGAGACCCACCGAGGUCGAGAGAUCCACUGGAAGAUGACGUGAGACCGCGGGGAAGAAAUCCGGAUCAGGUUAUCAGAUCAACGUCGAGGGAGGUAGACGAAUUAGAUGUGUACGAUAGACGAACGGAGUCGAGAAACAGAGAUACCGAUGAUCGAAGAUAUUCUGAUAAGAGGUACAGAGAUGAUUACGAUGAUAAGGAACCUGUAGCGCCUUCGGCGAGUGCAACGUCACCCAACGCGGAAGGUCUGGUGAAACCAGCUGCGCCUAUUAGUUCGGUUUAUGCAAGACCAAGAACGCCGCCCAAGAUUAGGCGACCGGUACCACUUUCGGAGCAAGAUAGAUAUGCGUACAAAACCACUCCCGUGCAACCAACAGAGGAACCACGACGACGACCGGUAGAUGCGACAGAGGAUGAUUAUUACGAGGAUGAAUUAGAAGAUAUUAGACCGAUCAGGAGACCGCUCAGAAGAAGACCUUCGUAUAGGGACAGAGAAAGAGACAGGGACAGAGAUUUUUAUGAAACUCGAGAUAGAGACCGUCCCCUCAGAACUCGUUAUCAUUCACCGCCGGAAGAAGUACGACUCAGAACGCAUCAGGAUCGCUCAAGGGAUCGCUAUUACGAUCGAGACAGGGAUCGUGGUAGGGAUCGUGGAAAAGAUCGCGCUCCCGAGAGAUCCUCGGAUCGUGAUCGAGGAAAAGCACAAGAUUCCGAAAGAACCUCGGAUCGAGGAAGAUCACAGGAUUCCGAGAGAUCUUCGGAUCGCGAUUCGCGCGGAAGAUCGCAAGAUUCCGACAGACAAGAGCGACCGUACUCGCCUCGGCUUCUCGAUCGCGAAAGAGACGCCGACCGACUGCGAUCGUCUUCAAGAUCGAAGGAUCUAUCAGAGAGCACUGAAGUAUCCAGAAGACCGAACUCAUACGAUCGCACAACCGAGAAAACUACCACUACCACAAGUACUACAACAACAACUACAACGACCUGCUUACCGGAACAGCUUAUUCAUAAGUCUGAAGUAGACGUCAAGGAUGUGGUAACUGAUCGAUCGGAAAAGCCAUCAUAUUCGGAACGACCAUCCAGACCCACUCAGACACAAAGCGAUCGUGUAGCGAGCGAUAUUCAGGAUUAUCAGAAUUACAGAAAUUUGUCUGGGCAAUCUCAGAGAACGUCUCAGCAAGCAGAUUAUCAAGACAAAGAUCUGGAGAGUAAAAACGAACAGGGUCAUCAUCAGGUCACGUAUACAGACGAAUACUCGUCAGAAUAUUACGACGAGCCGCUGGAAGAUCCGUCUCCGUCUCCUCCUCCAACUCGAACCGCUAUUCGAAUCGUGAAGAGGCCUUUCUUGCCAUCUCGAGGAGGUAAUUCUAAUCCGAGAGGAUUGUUACCGGUCGGCUCCAAAGCGCCGCAUUUACUUAGAAAAGAGGAAGAAACAACCACUGAUCACCGAAUCGCUUUAGGUGAAAACGAACAAAAGAGUUAUUACGUACAAGAGCAAGAAAAUAACAGAAACAUUAAUCAUCAAGAAUCAUUGAAAUCGGACAACAAACAGUACGAUGUUUACAAAACCAUACAGAGCGAUCUUCAAAAGAAGCAGCAACAAGAUGAAUAUGACAGCGCAUUAUUUAGACCUGUAUUACGAAGACCGAUUGAAAAGCAUAACGAAAAAGUGGAAGAAGAAGAGGUCUCGAAAAGUCCGGAAGAUCUGUCGAACUCUUCCAAAGGACAUUCUACUCAGAAUCAAUCAUACGAUUUACGCAAUCAUCAAGAUGAAAGUCUAACGUCCAAGUGGACGGAGGAUUAUUCGAGCGACAAGUACGCGAAUGUCGGCAACGUGCAAACAGGUUCUCCGAUCCGUAGCAAAGUUAGAACCGGCGUCGAAACUACGCCGAACGCCUACAGCUCGACGUAUAAGAACGAGGACAUCCUACCUUCGGGACCUGGCAACAGCUACAGAGCCAAACAGAGAAUCAAUGAAGUAACGCAUCGACUUCAGGAUAUUCCCGAGAGCGAAUACGACGUCACUCUAAACGACGCUCUGACGCCGACCUUAGUUCAAGAAGCUAAUUUGCCCAGCGGAUUCGUUCUACCUAUUCACAGGCAACAUCUGGGUAGAGACACCGUGCUACAACCUUCCGAAAACAACUACAAACUCUCCAGACCGAUUAAUCAUCAGCAUCAGCAGCAACAGCAGCAACAGCAGCAGCAUUCGCAUCAACAGAAAUCGUUCGUUCCGAGUCCUCCAUUCUUGGCAACGAGCCUUAACAAUAACGAUCGAGCUCGAACGAUGUAUUACAGAACACCGGAGGCUAUACAGAUCAGCGGGGCACAAUACAGGCAGCAGAGACAAUGGCAAGACUAUACCGUAUACUGAUGGAAUAUAUAAUAACAUCGUAUGGUAUAUCGUUGAGGGAGAGAUUUAAAAUUUUAUCUUGCUUCACGAGCGUUAAAGCGACUAAUUUAUAUACUGCCACCGAUUUAUCGGAAACUUUCUAGGAAAGACACUUUCGUGGAAGAAACGGCACUCGCUUGUUUCUUUUAUGAAACUAGCUUUCCGCGGACAGAUAUCGCGCGUUCGGCACUUAGCCUUGCUGUAAUCAAAGAUGAUCAGUGUCUUUCGUUCCAAAGAACGCGCGACAUACUCGUCUCGACGCGUCGCGCCGCUCUGAGAGUAGGAAAUAAUCUGUUGUAAUAAUAAACAAUUUUCAAUUAACUAUAUUGAUAGUUCACGAGGUUUUAAUAAAAUGAUAAAUUAUUCAUUAAAGAUUAAAAAACAAUAGAAAUGAGAGGACAGAUUAUUAUGUAAAUUGCGAAAUGCCACGCUAUUUAGAAAGGAAAACAUAAUUCAAAUGAAAACAAUGAGAUAUUAAUCAUCCUGAUACUUAUCGAUGCUCAUUAUUAUUCACGCACAUUGCAAUAAAAAAUGAAAACAGGAUUAAUAUUCAAUGAUAACAUUGAUCAUAGAUAAUUUGUUCUGAGAAAUGUUUCGCUGUGGAGAAAUUCUAUAUUGUAUGAUUAAGAUCCAGUUGUAAUGAUCUAAUGAUGUAAAUGCUGCAGAAAAAUGUCAUAUAGUAUAAGCUCGAUAUUUCCUCUGGAUUAGUAACGUGAUACAGAAAAUACAUUUAAAACGUGAUACAAUUUAAUAAUGAAUUAAUUUGCGAUAUUAAUACAGGUUACUCAUGAUAUAUUUAAUCGAAAUCGAAAUCUUCAUUGGAAUGUUAGAGAUGCUAAAAACAUUUAUCCCAAUUUUAUUCUUCUUAAUUUCGAAUAAACUUGUAAAUAAUUGUCUAUCCUAUAUGUACAUUCAUUAUAUUUCAAGUUAUACUGCAACUAAAAAUGCGAUAAAUAUGCGAUUUUUUAUAAAAAACUGUAUACAUUAAAUUUUAUCGUGUGUCAAUUCUUGAUAGAUAUUGUAUUACUAGCGGAUAAGUCUUCCUGAGCGUGUAUCUUGUCUUAAAGCUAUGUCGAUAUUUACGUAUGAUAUAAAAGAGUGAGGAAAUAUACGUACCAUUGUGUUA